Molecule: messenger RNA, 1428 nt
Organism: Pongo pygmaeus (Bornean orangutan)
Lineage: Eukaryota; Metazoa; Chordata; Mammalia; Primates; Hominidae
Gene: EME2
Product: essential meiotic structure-specific endonuclease subunit 2
Exons: 7
Coding region: 16-1227 (403 amino acids)
Biological process (GO): replication fork processing; resolution of meiotic recombination intermediates; double-strand break repair
Cellular component (GO): nucleus; Holliday junction resolvase complex
Molecular function (GO): crossover junction DNA endonuclease activity; DNA binding
Source: RefSeq, a predicted model, not a curated record
GAGGUCGGUCCGGCCAUGGCGCGGGUUGGACCCGGGAGGGCGGGGGUCUCUUGCCGGGGCCGGGGCCGGGGCCGGGGACGGGGCGGGAGCGGUCAGCGGCGACCUCCAACCUGGGAGAUCUCAGACUCCGACGCUGAGGGCUCCGCCGGCUCGGAGGCCGCCACGAGAGCCCGGGACCCAGCGGGUGAGCGCAGGGCGGCUGCCGAGGCGUUGCGGCUGCUGCGGCCGGAGCAGGUCCUGAAGCGCCUCGCGGUGUGCGUGGACCCAGCCAUCCUGGAAGACGCCGGUGCCGACGUCCUGAUGGAGGCCCUGGAGGCCGUGGGCUGCGAGUGCCGCAUCGAGCCCCAGCGCCCGGCCCGCAGCCUGCGGUGGACCCGAGCGAGUCCCGACCCCUGCCCCCGCAGCCUGCCUCCUGAAGUGUGGGCUGCAGGUGAACAGGAAUUGCUGCUGCUGCUGGAGCCCGAGGAGUUUCUGCAGGGCGUCGCCACACUGACCCAGAUCUCUGGCCCAACCCGCUGGGUGCCCUGGAUCUCCCCCGAGACCACCGCCCGGCCCCACCUGGCUGUCAUCGGGCUGGAUGCCUACCUGUGGUACCGCUCACUCUCAUGCCCACAGCAGGGCUGGCUGGGACGGGGGUUCAGGGGAGGUGGGCACACUUCUGGGGUUGCUGUGGCACAGCUGAUCCCACUUCCCCAGGUGAGCUCUGACAGAGGCCAAGCUUGGGCAGGGCAGGCCCCAUGGGGAGCGGGGAGGAACGGUCACCUCUGCUCAGGUCUCGCCAGCACGUUUCCCGGAGGACACAGCAGCCAGAGAGCCCGAAGGUGGCCGGUGCCGAGGUGGCCGUCGGCUGGCCGGAGGUGGAAGAGGCAGUACCGGGAAUCGCAGGCCUUUUCCUUCUGCACAGCAGGGCACUGGGCAGCCGGCGAGCCAGUGGCAAGAGACGGCACAGGGCUGCAGGCAGCCUGGCGGAGGCAGAUCAGGCAGUUCAGUCGGGUCAGCCCAGCCGUGGCUGAUGCAGUUGUCACAGCCUUCCCCUCCCCCCGCCUUCUGCAGCAGGCGCUCGAGGCCUGCAGCACGGAGCGGGAGCGCAUGGGCCUCCUGGCCGACCUUCCUGUGCUGCCCCGUGAAGGCGGGAGUCCCCGCAGGGUGGGGCCUGACCUGUCCCGCCGCAUCUGCCUCUUCCUGACCACAGCCAACCCUGAUCUCCUGCUAGACCUGGGCUCCUGACCGCACGUGGGACCGCCAGGACAGCAUGCAGCCUUGGGGACAGACCACACACCCUGGGUGGUGGGGGAGGACCCUCAGCCUGGCGGCAGUCCUUGCCCCGGUGGGCCGCGUGCAGGCUGCUACAGGAGGAGGCCUCACCCUGCCCAGCACAGUCACAGAAGGACUCGCCGGUCACGGGCACCGCACUGGGGAUGGAUGGCG